CUGGGUAGAAGAAAGAAAACACAAGACAGUAGGCGGCGCCGUUUUGAAGUAAGGUUGUGUUUGCUUGCGUUGCGAAGCCUGUUGUGUCACUAUUGAAACUUGAAUCCCCUCUUCAACGCCGUGGUGAGAGUCUCAGUCGCCGCUAUGUUCCGCAGAAUCUUGUCCCAUCAUCGCACACUCUCAGCCUGCGCCCACAAUGCAACAACACGCUCUCUGGCCACUCGCCGCCACGCCCCCAAUGUCCCUCCACCCCCUUCCUUCCUAAUCCCACGAUCAAGGCCCCUUUCUUCCAAAACAUCCCAAUCCAACGAAGCCGCUGAAAGCUCCAAUAAGGCCAAAAAGGACGUGGCAAACGUUGAAGAUCCCUUUAGUGCCCCUACCUAUAACAUUCCGGAGAAGCCUGUGACGUUUGUGGAGGGAGCGUCCUACAGUGUUGUCAUUCUUGCGGGACUCGGAAUCGCUGCUGCUGCCGGAUAUGCUGUUUUCAAAGAGCUUAUUUUUCAACCUAAGGAGUACAAGAUCUAUAACAAGGCUCUCAAAAGAAUUCAGGAUGAUGGUCAGGUACGGGUGAGGAUUGGAUUUCCAAUUACUGGUUAUGGUCAGGAGAGUAGAAACCGAGCUGCUCGCCAAAGAAUUCCUCACAGGGUAUGGACUGAUGAGGAAGGUGUUGAGCAUGUGGAGGUUAAUUUUUAUAUCCGGGGCCCCCAUGGGCAUGGAAAAGUAUUUGCGGAAAUGUUCAAAGGCACUGACAACGAAUGGAAGUUUACUUACUUGAUUGUUGAGAUUAGAGCACCAUCUACUGCACAAAUAAUUCUGGAGUCAUACAUUCCAUCUUACAGUCCAACCAAGUAGCCUAGAUGAUAUAAGGUCUUUAAUAUUUGGUCCAUUAUGGAUGCUGCAUUUUUCAGCUAUCAGCAUUGACCACCUUAGCCAGUCCAUGUUUCAUGAGGGAUGAAAGUUGAAAGAAGGAAAGACAAUUAAAGAAAGUCAAAUAAUGUGAAAAACAGGAUCGCAAGUCUCAGGUUCAGUAUUUUUGUUUUUUUGUUUUUCCAUUUAGAACCUGCGGAUUUGGGGAAAAUUUUUGGGCGAGGAUCUUAGUAACGAUGACCGGAGCAAUUUACUUUGUCCUUGACAGCUAUUGAGAAAUCCGUAUACCAAUUUGUUGUUAUUGCUGACAAUUCAACUUGGCUUGGUUUGUGAAAGUACAUUGAGUAGCUGGUUGUAGAAUGCAAAUUUUUAAGGAUGAAUAUAAGGGGAUUGUAGCCAAAAACCAAAAUUGAUAUGGAUCAUAUAAGAUCGAUAUUCGAUUGUUACCGGAGAGAUGGUAUGAAUGUUAGACUAAUUUCAACUAUUUUGACACCCCAA
Glycine soja is the source of this 1365-nucleotide messenger RNA. Its product is annotated as probable mitochondrial import inner membrane translocase subunit TIM21. The coding region runs from base 145 to 852 and encodes 235 amino acids. The record is from RefSeq and is a predicted model, not a curated record. Gene Ontology annotation, biological process: protein import into mitochondrial matrix. The transcript is spliced from 6 exons. NCBI's taxonomy places the organism in Eukaryota, Viridiplantae, Streptophyta, Magnoliopsida, Fabales, Fabaceae. Gene Ontology annotation, cellular component: TIM23 mitochondrial import inner membrane translocase complex.